AUGGCGCCUGGUGAACGCGUGGCUGGAAGCGAGGCUCGCUGCCCCAGCGUGCGCGAAUUCUACGACGGUAUCUUCCACUCGCCCAUCUACGCGGAGCACCACCGUGUGUGCUGUAACGUGGGAUUCCACCCUCGGGGACACACUCAUGUUACAUCAAGCGCCGCUGCUGCCGCUGCCGUCGCUAGUGGAAAUGUGAGCGGAGAAGCACCUGUCAGCAAAUUCCAGGCUCAAUACCCUGCCGACAGGCUCCAGUUGCAGCUCUACGACAAUCUAAUGGACGUCGACGCGCAACAUGAGGCGCGACGCAACGAGAUCUUUACGAUCCUGGACGUGGGCUGCGGCGCCGGCGGUGGUCUGUGUCAACUACAAACACUAUACCCCAACGCUGAAAUCGUGGGGCUGGACAUCUCUAUUCAGGCUCUGGAACGCAGCAAGGAGGCGUGGGACCAGUUCACGGAACAAAUGCCCGAGUUCCAGGAGAAAAAACUGCGGCUGUAUCAUCACUCGUGCGAGAGGAUGAAAGGACUGCUGACUCACUCGGUGGACGUGGCCGUAGGCGUGCAGAGCUUGCAAGAGGUGCAGAAUCUCGGCAAAGCAGUCAAUGAGAUCGCCCGCGUUCUCAAACCUGGAGGCCUUCUGUUCGUUGCUGAUUUUAUCCCGCCUGACGUGACUGCGGAUCACUUGGAACAUUCGCUGCUGUCCCCCAUUUCAUCGGCACAGAACAAGACUCCGUUAUUUGAAAUCGAACAAGAACAAUUGGUGUCGUACGAAGCAGCCAUGGGCGCUAAGCUCAGCUCUGGUACUACUCGGGAGCUAAUCCAUCAGUUCACACCUCAGGAAUUCCAUUCAGAACUCGAGACUUUUUUCUUCGUCGAGCACUCGCCACUAUACGAACUGCUACGUCGUGACCAGAUGGGCUACCGCUUGCUGUGUCUGCGUAAGACUGAUGAAUGCAGUACGGACGAAGAAGAAGAUAUCCGACACAUGACCAAUUGGGUUGGCGACGGUGUGGACUAUUCGUCGGAUGAAGAAAUUCAAGAUGACGAUGCACCCAGCUACUACCCGUAUCAAGAGUUAUUCCCUCAACUAGACAUAUUAAAGGACCACUACAACGUCAUUCUGGAGGAGAUGCAGGCUGUGCAACAAAUGGCAACGUGGCCGUUCUGGCCGGAGAAACACUACACGGAAGGCGACAGUGAGUGGCGUGUGUUCCCGUUUUGCUACACGUUCCCAGCGUACGACGCCUCAAAGACGACGUGGGUGUCUCCCACGUGCUCCAUGUGUCCACGAACGGCAGAAAUCCUCAAGAAUCUGCCGAACAUUCGGACUGCGUUGUUCUCCAAGCUUGGCCCCAACACGACGCUGACUGCACAUCGAGGCUGGGCAGAUCUGGCCAAUCACGUUCUCCGUGUCCACUUUCCUCUUGUGGUGCCUAGUCUACCCAACGGAGAUCCGUGUUGCGCUAUGGUGGUGGGUGGGGAGACCACGUACCAUGCUGAGCGUGAGUUCAUCGUGUUCGACGACAGCAAACUGCACUACGCGUUCAAUAGCCACCCUGACGAGACGCGUCUGGUGCUGAUCAUCGACUUUUACCGUCCUGAUCAAUUACCAAGAGGUCGUGCUCGCGGAGGCCAUUCUGACGAGCUGGACGAGUUCAUCGAGACUUUCGGCAAGCAACCGUUGCUCGGUGGUGGUGAAGAAAGUUGA
Phytophthora infestans T30-4 is the source of this 1707-nucleotide messenger RNA. RefSeq lists its product as uncharacterized. Lineage: Eukaryota; Oomycota; Peronosporomycetes; Peronosporales; Peronosporaceae. Bases 1 to 1707 code for a protein of 568 amino acids. The transcript has a single exon. Gene Ontology annotation, molecular function: S-adenosylmethionine-dependent methyltransferase activity. The record is from RefSeq and is a predicted model, not a curated record.